Perkinsus marinus ATCC 50983 is the source of this 825-nucleotide messenger RNA. RefSeq lists its product as hypothetical. Lineage: Eukaryota; Perkinsozoa; Perkinsida; Perkinsidae. The record is from RefSeq and is a predicted model, not a curated record. Bases 1 to 825 code for a protein of 274 amino acids. The transcript has 2 exons.
AUGACAGUCGCUGAGUCCUCGGAGGAGCUCGAACAUGAUACUGGAACCGAGAAGGACUCAGUGACUAAUACUUCUUUGUCUCCGGAAGUGAUUGCUGUUAGAGACUUGAUUAUUUCAUGGCUUACGAUGGUGCCUGUUGGUAUUAAUGUUCUGAACGUUGCGGUUGAAACCCUCAGGGCUGUUGCCCCCGAUGAUUCUAAGGAGACCUUUGGUGAAGGGGUUGAUGCUGCUUCAUUGGUGACUAACGUGCACGAAGGUCGUCGCAUUGCUCUUUCUUUGGAGCCUGUAGAAUUUUCUGGUACCGGUGAUCUGUUACCAUACCCUGUUUGGAAAAGAAGAUUCGAUCUACUUCGUCGUAGUAAUGGUCUCCUGGGAGAUCCCGUCAGUAUUUUCUAUGCUUUGAAUCGUUGUUUAUCUCCUGCUCUGGUUCUGACUCUUGAUCCUUCCCCACCGGGUCUUGGUCCGGUUGGUGGCUGGGUAGCGGAGAUUGCUCGUAUUUUCCGAUUCUUAUCACAAUCCUGCAGUGGGGUAUCUUUUGAUAUUGCUCGCGUUGAUGAUGAGCAACGGUUUGCAGUGACGUGUCAGAAGCCUAAUGAGAGUAUUGCUGAUUAUGUGGUGCGUUUCUCCAACGCUGCUUCCGAUCUGGCCGCUUAUACUGGGAAAAGUGUAUCCGAGGAUAAGCUCCGCACUAAUUUUAUUCGGGGUAUUUUGGUAUCUUGGAGGUUACAUGCACUUGAUAUUCUGUCUCGUGGCGACGAUUUUAUCACUUUGGUUGGUCAAAUCAUCACAACUGUGAGCAUUAUUAUGAUCAUCACCAUAAUGUGA